Molecule: messenger RNA, 1229 nt
Organism: Ceraceosorus guamensis
Lineage: Eukaryota; Fungi; Basidiomycota; Exobasidiomycetes; Ceraceosorales; Ceraceosoraceae
Exons: 1
Coding region: 367-999 (210 amino acids)
Source: RefSeq, a predicted model, not a curated record
UUGAGUCGAGGGGCCAAGCUAAGCUUUGAGCUGAGUCGUGAGUCGUGAGUCGUGAGUCUGAGUUGAGCUAGCGAGUGGAUGGAAAGGUGAUCGCGCGCUGUGCCCAACGGUCUUGUAUGCGCGUCGCAAGUCGCGCGCGCCUGUGUGCUCAAGCCUCACGACUCACGACUUCACUUUGACUGUGUCUGCAUGCACCAAGCGAAUGCUGAUUGUUCGAUUGUGGAUCGUUGCGCUCUACAAACUUCGUUCUUGGCCCCAGCUACUACGCAUGCCAUAUCCAUGCGUCAAGCGAUCCUUCGCGCCAUGGAGAAGCUCCAGCGAUUGGGAGAUGCGAUCUGGGUUUGAAACACGCUCGGUGUGGUCUUCAUGCCUCGCUCCCGCCUACCACCACCACUACCGGUCGACAUCGAGCGAUCCCCGACAAGAGACGGAAAAGAAGGCCAAGCGGGCACCCUACCCAUCAUGAGCAAUGGUCAGAGCGGACUUCGCAGUCGCAGCCACGCUCACGGCACGCAGAACGGUGCUGAACGCUCCAGCGCGCCGGUCGUCGUGUCCAAUGGGAAUCGCACCCACCUUCCGUCUCCUCGACACUCCAAGGACAAUCACGAAUCCCAUCUUACUACUCAGAACGCAAAUACGGUCCUCGCGGCAAAGUACGCCGAGACGUUGCGCCUAGCAGAAGCGGACCGGUCUCCUCCUCUCCUCUCUCGCUUGGCCCUGCUUUGCUUUGUCGCGCUGCUCAGCUUUUACGCGCUCAGGGGCAGAGCGCAAGUGUCUGGCUGGAAGAUGAUCAAUGAGCGGAAUCUCGCACUUGGUACUGCCACACAUCCGGACCCGAAUGGAUGGGUAGGAUGGAUGGACCUUUUAGGACCUUUUCGAAAUCUAGCUCACAUCAGACUGGCAAGCUCGACGGAUUUUGCCGGUCAGGACGACGAGGAAGCCUUGCGAGGCUUGGAUUGGGCCGCAGGAACGCAAGACUUUUGGUCCGAAGACGAUUGAAGCGUCGAGCUGGAUUCCACGUCGACUGUCGUGCCCGGGGCCAGACUUGCCCGCAAACGCCGUCACCUUUCCUGUCUAGUGAAGGGCAGCCAAAUGGGACCGAGACGAACAAGGCGGGCAAGGGAACUUGCUUGCGCUGAGCCGCUCUUCGCAUCGCGACUCGCAACACAGUCACGCGUGCUGUGCGACUCAAAAAACACAUGCGAGACCACUUCACUUUCGAGGACGCU